Dreissena polymorpha is the source of this 596-nucleotide messenger RNA. RefSeq lists its product as uncharacterized. The transcript is spliced from 5 exons. The record is from RefSeq and is a predicted model, not a curated record. Gene Ontology annotation, cellular component: extracellular matrix. Gene Ontology annotation, molecular function: protease binding; metalloendopeptidase inhibitor activity. The coding region runs from base 10 to 489 and encodes 159 amino acids. Gene Ontology annotation, biological process: negative regulation of membrane protein ectodomain proteolysis; negative regulation of endopeptidase activity. NCBI's taxonomy places the organism in Eukaryota, Metazoa, Mollusca, Bivalvia, Myida, Dreissenidae.
UUUGACAACAUGAAGGGCAUUUUGGCGAUUGUUUUGAUUGCUCAGCUAUACACGUACACGGAAGGAUGCACGUGUUUCAACCCGGAUAUCAACAGACCAAUAGCGUGCGAUAGUGACUUCAUUAUUAAAACACGAAUAAAAUCCAAUUUGAAGUCACCAAAAGGCCCUCCAACAGUGGAACAGACAUCGUACUACAAGACAAGCAAACCUAGGUCUGACCACAUAUACAAGUUUAACGGUGUGGUGUCUAUCAUAAAUCUCAAAAAGGUGUACACAGCUGACAACAGUGCUGCGUGUGGAGUCGAUACUCUUCAAAAGGGAAAAACAUAUGUCCUAUCUGGAAGGAUCGAUGAAGCAAACAAGCGCCUCACGAUCGACUUAUGUGGUUCGUGGAUAAGGCCAGAGCCAAUCAGUAAUGCUACAAUGCAACUGCUGAUGGAGUUCAAGAACAAAACGGUGAACUGCCCUCCAAGAAUAGUUCCCUCAUAAUGUUACUAGUAAUUUCGAUUAAAGGAGAACAUCGUUCGAAAGAAUCAGACGAUCCAGGUCAUUUAAUGAGUCAUGUCACAUAAAACGAAACAAAACAACAUUUUGCA